AUGGAAGCUUCUUUAAAUCUGGCUCAAAAAAAGACAACUGACUGUCUUGAUCUAAAAUACCCAGACCUCCAAGGAAAAACCAUAAUCCUCACAGGAGGCUCAAGCGGGAUAGGAAGAGAAGCUGCUAAAAUUCUCCUCAAAUCAGGUGCCAAUCUAAUUUUAAUCGGUCGACGAACCCAGCUCCUUGAUCAGCUCGACCAAAUUCCUAAGAAAAAAGGCACAUUAACAGUCCAUGCCUGUGACUUAGAACGUCCAAACGAAAUAAAAUCAGUCAUAAGCCGCAUUGUAAUGGACAACCAAGGAAAAAUUGACGGUGUCGUAAACUGUGCAGGGAUAAUCGAAAGCAAAGAUUUUAGCGAAACCACUUUACAAGAAUGGGACAUGGUCAUGAAUAUAAAUUUGCGAGCUCCGAUGCAGAUUAUUUCUAUGCUUAUUCCUUUUAUGAAAUUUACUGGUGGGUCUAUAGUCAAUGUGUCAGCCUCGCCUGUGCCUAGACCUAAACAGACCAUUUUUAGUGUGUCUAAAGCAUGCUUGGAUAGCUUGACUCAGUGUGCAGCAUUAGAAUUAGGAGGGUUUGGGAUUAGGGUUAAUGGAGUCGCACCUGGGAUAACGGAUACUUCGUUGAGAAUGCAUCAGGUAGAACAGAGAAUCACGCAGGCGCAGAAUGAUAAUUUAAUGAAAGCGGCAGGUUCGGAAACACCAAUGAAAACAAUAAAUACAGCGAAAAAUAUAGCAGAUUCCAUUGUGUGGCUGCUUAGUGAACAGUCAUCGUAUUCUUGGGAUCAUUAAAUAGUUUUCAUUUAAGAUAAAUCUUCAAAUUCACCUCAGCUUGGACCACAGCUCUCGAUAACGGUAGGCUGGACUAACCGUCGACCUGCUUUAUCCCUAAGCCCCUUAGGAUCUCUCUGAUCUACACCAGACUCACUGCAGACCCGUUUUUUAGCCAAGACUCUCAAGAAAUCGUGGACUUCUCUCACUGAGCUCGGAUAUAGGACUGAGUCCUAUCCUUGUCAUUUUUAAUUGUCAUUAUUAAAUAGAAGAAAUUAUUUUUUUAAAAAAAAAUUAAAAAAAUUAGCCGAAAAGGUAUAUGUAAAUGGAGAAAUUAUUUGUGUUGAUGGUGGAGCUUCCAUAAAAACAGCUACAAGUGAAAUUGCUUGGCAUCUUCCAGAGCCUGUUGUGACUGAAUCUCUGCUCUCUCAAGGCAUGAAAGCUUUAAAUCUCGGCAAGUUCUUUGCUCAAAAAUAA
Messenger RNA from Blepharisma stoltei, 1245 nucleotides. The record is from the annotation of a GenBank genome assembly. Lineage: Eukaryota; Ciliophora; Heterotrichea; Heterotrichida; Blepharismidae.